Molecule: messenger RNA, 2199 nt
Organism: Puma concolor (puma)
Lineage: Eukaryota; Metazoa; Chordata; Mammalia; Carnivora; Felidae
Source: RefSeq, a predicted model, not a curated record
AUGCCCUGCCCCGCCUGUUUAGUGGGCCUCUUCUGCUUUGUGAAGGGGCACCAGCAGCAGGUGGCACAGGCCGUGGAGCGUGCCAAGCAGGUCACCAUGACGGAGCUAAACGCCAUCAUCGGGGUACGUGGACUCCCCAAUCUGCCUCUCACCGAGGGAGUGGACCAGCCCAUCUCCCUGGGCCAGAAAGCACUGGGAGGCUGGGGUCAGAGGGGCAGAAGCAUGCUGGUAGCUCCCGACACUCCCGUCCCGCCUCUGGGACCUGUGUCGGUUGUGUCCUGGGGUCAGUCCCGGGGCAGUCACGCAGUGCUGUUGCGGGAGGGCACCGGCGGAGAAAGAGAAUCCAGCGCGAAUAACUCGGUGUCGCCCUCGGAAAGCCUCCGGGCCAGUGAGAAGCACCGGGGCUCCGCAGACUACAGCAUGGAAUCCAAGAAGCGGAAAGCAGAGGAGAAGGAUAGUCUGAGCCGAUACGACAGUGACGGGGACAAGAGUGAUGAUCUGGUGGUGGAUGUUUCCAAUGAGGACCCAGCGACGCCGCGGGUCAGCCCAGCACACUCCCCUCCUGAGAAUGGGCUGGACAAGGCCCGAGGCCUGAAGAAGGAUGCCCCCACCAGCCCCGCCUCAGUGGCCUCGUCCAGCAGCACACCCUCCUCCAAGACCAAAGACCUUGGUCAUAAUGACAAAUCCUCUACCCCUGGGCUCAAGUCCAACACGCCUACUCCGAGGAACGAUGCCCCGACUCCAGGCACCAGCACCACCCCAGGGCUCCGGUCGAUGCCGGGCAAACCUCCAGGCAUGGACCCGAUAGGUAUAAUGGCCUACUCGUUUCACGUGAGCGCCGAUGGGCAGAUGCAGCCUGUGCCCUUCCCCCACGACGCCCUGGCGGGCCCCGGCAUCCCACGGCACGCCCGGCAGAUCAACACGCUGAGCCAUGGGGAGGUGGUGUGCGCCGUGACCAUCAGCAACCCCACGCGGCACGUCUACACAGGCGGCAAGGGCUGCGUGAAGAUCUGGGACAUCAGCCAGCCGGGCAGCAAGAGCCCCAUCUCCCAGCUGGACUGCCUGAACAGGGACAACUACAUCCGCUCCUGUAAGCUGCUUCCCGACGGGCGCACGCUCAUCGUGGGCGGGGAGGCCAGCACACUCACCAUCUGGGACCUGGCCUCCCCCACACCCCGCAUCAAGGCCGAGCUGACCUCCUCGGCUCCCGCCUGCUACGCCCUGGCCAUCAGCCCCGAUGCCAAAGUCUGCUUCUCCUGCUGCAGCGACGGGAACAUUGCCGUGUGGGACCUGCACAACCAGACCCUGGUCAGGCAGUUCCAGGGCCACACAGACGGGGCCAGCUGCAUAGACAUCUCCCACGAUGGCACCAAGCUGUGGACCGGAGGCCUGGACAACACUGUGCGCUCCUGGGACCUCCGGGAGGGCCGGCAGAGGAGCUGAACCUAGUCUGGCUCCUCCCCCCUGCAGAUCUUCUCGCUGGGCUACUGCCCCACCGGGGAGUGGCUGGCCGUGGGCAUGGAGAGUAGCAACGUAGAGGUGCUGCACCACACCAAGCCCGACAAGUACCAGCUGCACCUGCACGAGAGCUGCGUGCUCUCCCUCAAGUUCGCCUACUGCGGCAAGUGGUUCGUGAGCACUGGGAAGGACAACCUCCUCAACGCCUGGAGGACCCCGUACGGAGCCAGCAUAUUCCAGGUCCAUAAGACCUUCGGGUUACUUCCUAAUGACUUGAAGCACUUAGAAGAGCGCUGUGAAGAAAGGGCCCAGCCUACCACGUGGUGCCAGGGCGUCUUCUUCCUGCGGAAGGUGGACAUUCUCAGAAAGAGCCCCACUUCCCCGCAGAAGCCUGAGGGGCUGCCGGCUGAGGCAGAGGCGGGUGGCCCUGCGGGUUCCCUGCAGUCACGGGGAGACACAGCAGAGGCAGUGCUGAGGAUCCGGGCCAUUCCGACCACAGCAGCUCCACCCUCUACCCCUCUGGUCCGCAUGGUGACGCACAACCCCGAGUCCCAGGAACCAGGUCACGUGGUGAAGGUGCCGCAUCGGAGGGGGGCUCAGAAGAGCUGCGGUGUGGCCAAGGACACGCAGCUGGCGGUGGCCAAGGACAUCUCCCAAGUCUGCUCCCGUCGUAGCAGGGGGGAGGAGCCCCCCGGCCUGCUUAUUUUCUCUACCGAGGUAGAUAUGGCCGCAGAACUGUGA